GCAAGCUAGUGAGUCGUGCAAUGCACAAGUGCGACUUUUCUUGAAGCCGAGGCAUGAUUUGGACUUGUUUUUCAUUCACUUUAGCAGGUACACACGCGCAAUAUGACUUUUCCCUUCUUUGAUAUUAGUCUGUUAGGGUUGGAUAUUUUUAUUGUCAGUUUGGAUAUUUCUCUGCUAUGGUUAAAUAUUUGUUUAUCUUUUCUGGGUAUUAGUACGGGUCCGUGAGGAUAUUAGUCUGGGCACUGAAGUCUUUUCUCUUGCUUCCUAAUUGUAGUUUGUUGGCUGACAAAAGACGCAAGGAGACAGAGUCAGACUACAAUUCAAAAUAAUCGAUUCCUUAUAUAAUGUUGGAGAAUAGCCCGAUCCUCCAACAUGCGGCAAAGAUCUUUACUCCUAACAUUUUCGAAAGGAUACAGAAGCAGUAUUUGGUGGCUGAAUCCUAUAUAAUAAAGAAGCUCUCAGAUAAUAGGGAUGAUGGCAUGAUUGGAUACCUCAUAUAUAUGAUGGAGGAUGGUGAGCGUAGUGAUGAGCGUGUCGUCCUCGUCGAUAUUUCUACGACGACCUUGGUAUGCGAAUGCAGAAUGUUCAGAACUUUAGAAUUGUUAUGCCGCCACAUGAUUAAGGUGAUGCGGCUUCUUGGAGAUUUUGGGGAAGUAAGUAUGAGAAGUAUUCCGGAUCAUUACAUACUCAAGCGAUGGACGUUGGAGGCGAGAGAGAGAGAGGUUGUUGAUGUCGAUGGUUCUGUUGGUCCUUCAGCUCCCAGUGAGAAUGAUGCGGGAAAAGGUAUAGCAAUGCGGUACCGGGAAACCACUGCAAUGUUGAAUCAGCUAGCAAUGAAUAUGUCGAUGGCCGAUGAGAAGGACUACAAUAAGUGGAUGGGAGUACUCAAGAAAGUGUGCAAUGAGGCAAACAAGGCAUUGUCAAAGACUAUAACUUGCGAGGACAGACGAUCUGUACCGAUAACUAGGCUGACUUUGAAGGGGAAGAGUAAUCCAAGGAGUCACGGUAAGGAACGUUACCAGUCUACGAAUGAAAAGGAACGUCGUCGAAAGAAACGUGAAUAUCGGAAGAGAAUGAAAUCUAUUGAAGUGGUCACGCCGGACGACACUGCUCACUCGGAUGGCCAUCUUAGUGAUUUGGAUGAUAAUAUUGCUCAAUGAUUAUGAAUAGAAUGUAGGGUGGUUCGAGAGUGGUCUAUUGUGAUAUGAUAUUGACAUGUGAUUCCAGGAUACGUUUUUGUUUUGUAGUGGAUAUUAAUCCACUUGCUUAGGAUACUUUUCUGGGCCAACAGGAUAUGUGUUGGAACAUAUACAGAUAUUAUUCUGGGCUUUCUGGAUAUCAGUAUUUUCGAAGCAAGUACAAUAGUAUCAAUGAUUACUUCUUUCACUAUUCACAUGUACAAAUAUAGAUUUACUUUAAGUCUAGGCUCCAAGGAUAUUAGUCUACAAAAGAAGGAUAUCUGUCUGUAUCUUUCGGAUAUUUGUCUGUCACUUUGCAGAUAUUUGUUUAACUAAACAUGGUAUUUGUCU
Molecule: messenger RNA, 1529 nt
Organism: Linum trigynum
Lineage: Eukaryota; Viridiplantae; Streptophyta; Magnoliopsida; Malpighiales; Linaceae
Source: the annotation of a GenBank genome assembly